Molecule: messenger RNA, 4621 nt
Organism: Xyrichtys novacula (pearly razorfish)
Lineage: Eukaryota; Metazoa; Chordata; Actinopteri; Labriformes; Labridae
Source: the annotation of a GenBank genome assembly
AAUCACAGGGACUUUCCGCAUCUCCUCACCUUUCUGGGGAAUCGGUCCGCUUAAACUUCCUUAUUUUACAGGGCUUUAUUCAGCCUCAGCUUCCAGACUUUCUUCAGUUUGCUGCUUUGCAGGACAAAGUUUCAGGACUGAUGGAAAACGCUCCAGAAGAUGCUCCUCUGGCCAGAGGGAGUGUGGCCGGCAGUCAGGAUGACCUGGUUCCCCCUGUAGCACAUCCAAGGUGAGAGGAAAUUAAUAUUAUAUAAACUCAAAGUGAUGUCAGGUACCAGUUAUCCUCCUCUCAUGUUUUAAAUAAAUACACCAUCAAACUUUUUUUAAUUCAAUACACUUGAAUAUAACUUGUGUAAACCAUGUUUAUAGAUUCAGUAACUUCGAUCUGGUAAAGAAAAAAGUCAUAUAUCCUUCUUUUUUAUCAGUUAAGAACUAAAAUAUUAACUUUAUGCUUGUAAACUUCGUGUUUUCAUCAUUCAACACGUAUUUUAAGACUUCCACCUUGCACUUCCCCUCUGCGCUAGCACACAAGUUUACCUAGUAACUGGUGAUGCUGUCAUGGUAUUGGCCUAUAAUUUAGCACAAGGGGAAGAAAUCCUGUUUUUAAGAUAAAAUCGUGCUCAAAGUUAAUGGUUUGGGUGGAGGUUCUUAAAAAUAUUUACUCUUUAAAGGCUUAAAUUUAUGCUGAAUAUUAUAACGACUCUGUAGUUGUCUAAAAUAAAUCGACCCACUUUCCUCUUGACAUGAAAUAGAACAUAGCAUUAUCCUGAUUCAAAUAUUGAUAGAGUAAAUACAAACACUUACAAAAACAUCCAGGGCAGUUAAAAUUUAACUUUAAGCCUAGUUGGAAAAGAGAUAGAGAAAUAGAGAAACCAGGAAUUAACAUUUAAAAAGAUUAAUAACGUUUAUUUAUUUGUCUAAGAAAUGUUACAACUUUAAAUAUAUCUUUACCAGACCAGUGUUUGUCCUUACCUCUCUGAAAAUCAUCUGCCUAGCAACAAGUGAUGGUAGGAUCCUAUUGGCCAAUAAAAAAAAUGGCUGACUUUUUUUCAAUCUCUAGAGCCUUAUAUAUUUGAAAUCACCAUUUAAUUACUUGUGAUUUACAGUUUAUUAUUUUAUUUUAUUUUAUUUUUUUAAUCACUGAGGCUGUUGGUCCACACAGGGGGGAUUUUUGUUCAUGUGUUGGACCUUCCAAACCCUGUUUCAAAAUUAGUCACUUUUGCUUUCAAACUGUCCCAUAGCAACUCAGGAAAUCCCCCAUACAACAAUAUCUAUUAAUAUUUUGCAAAAUGUCACACCACUUGUCAUCAGUCUGAAUUUGGCUUUGCUAUGUAAUCCACUAUUCCUAUUCUCCGAUCAAAAAGAGACAUAUUUUCUUUCUCUGGCUCUUAGGGCUUCCAACAGCCGUGCUUUGAAGAUAGCUGGUCUGACGACUCUGGCAUGUCUGCUGCUGGCCAGUCAGGUGUUCACAGCCUACAUGGUGAUCAGCCAGAAGCAGCAAAUUCACUCGCUGCAGAAAUCCUCUGAGAAACUGGGAAAACAGCUGACUCGUGCAUCCAGCGCUAAAGGUAACUGCUGGUAUCCUAAUGAUCACCUAAAGGGGUGCCUUCAUCACAGUGUUCAUCAGAAAGGAGGUGGAGGAGGUUUUAAAGAAAGAAGAAGUGGAAGGGGAAUUGAAAGUUUACUUUACGGAACUUGAUCUGAUGCUAGACAGAGAAAUGAAAGAUUCAGUGGGGGAGGGGGAGGGUCUACAUUUAUGCUGAUCUUACUAGUUUAGCAAAGUUAGCGAAGACUACAUGUUGCAUGUUAUGUAUCUAUGUUCCAAGAUGUAAACUGCACACUUUCUGGACUUUUAAUAAACAAUUUAUCCUCUUUUAAAAUAUUUUUUAUCUUUUAUAAUUUAUUACCAAAUAUAUCACCAAACAUAAUUGUUUUUCACCUCAACUUAAAUCUUAAUUUUGUCAUAUCCUGUGGUGUGAUUUUCUUUACUAUCUUUUCAGCUGCAGCUCCAAUGAGGAUGCACAUGCCCAGCCUUCCUCUGAUGAUGGACUACGUUGCAGAUGAUGCUCCCAAGAAAAGCAAGACGCCCUUGACUGUGCGUUUCUAUCUGCCCUCUGAAAAAAAAAAAAACUUCAUUGUCACAUUUCAACAAACAUUUAAAAUUAUUUGUCAUUUCUGUCUAUUCCAUACAGAAACUGCAGGACGCUGUUGUCAGUUUGGAGAAACAGGUGCAAGAUGUGAUGCAGGUAUGUAACACUUCGUAUGUGAUCUGUGUCCUCACAGUGCUGUUGUUUUGUCUCUGAGCUCUGGUUGUCUUUUGAGCAGGACCCCCAGCUGCCUCAGUUCAACGAGACCUUCAUGGCCAACCUGAAGGGUUUGAAGAAGCAGAUGAAUGAGACCGAGUGGAAGGUACACCGAAAACACAUAUUAACAUAAAAACUAUUAGACUUAAAGCCAAAUGAAUCAAAUUUCAUGAUGUAUUUUUUCCCCUCAAAAUUUGUGCAGGGCUUUGAGACCUGGAUGCGUUUCUGGCUGAUCUUCCAGAUGGCCCAGCAGACGCCUGUCACACCAAAGCCUGAGACAGGUUUCUGCAACUAUUCUCAUUUUACAUUUUGUUCUUGUGUUGGACCAGCAGAUUCUGUUGUUUUACAGUUCAAGUAGGAAAUUUGUUUCUUGGCUGGAUUUUUUUUAUUACUUGCAAACAUAUUUUUUUAAUUAAUCAAAUGAGGUAGAUAUUCUGAGCAGAGUUUGAAACUCAUUAGUCUGUAAAAUCCAUACCAGUGCCCUUUUCUCAAGAUGACUAUAGUUUUAAUUUCUUUUGCCUUUUUGCGACUUAGGUUAAAAGUGCAUAGCAGAAAAUGUUUGAGUUUACAUUUAGUGGAUGGUAAAUCUUUUCCAUGACAAAAAGUUAUUCCACUACUUUCUUCUUUACGAAUAAUGUAUUACAGCUUCUGAUGAUCAUAACUCUUGUCCUCUGAGUUGCAAAAUCGAACAACAAGCAUAGAAGCAGGUGUAACUUGCCUUGUCACUGUAGGUAACUAGAGUGUGGUAUGUUAUAGUCUGGCCACCCUCAGUGACAGAGCUGUUGUUUGUUUUUGUACAUAACCAGAAAAUUAUCCUGUUGUCAUGAGAAAGAAAGCGUUUUUAUUUCCAUAAUGAGAGACAUUGAUUCCUUGAUUGUAGGAAGCUUUGUUUUCUAAAGAUAUUGAGAGAAAGACGUUAAGAUACAGCGAAAACAUCUGGAAAUGACUUAUCAUUGGAAAAAUGAGUAAAUUUACCAUUUGGAUACAUGUCCAUAAUUUCUUUCAAUGCUCAUGAGGGGACAUAAAACAAGAAAUUAGCACAGUCGGAAAAGUAAAAAUUCUGAGAAAUAUCAGUUGUUUUUUUUUGGCAGGGAGUUACAUUAGCAUUAGCAUUUACAUUAGCAUUACAUCAGCAUUACUGACGGAUCUUUAUUCUUUCAAUCCUGCAGCACCUGAGAUCAAGACCAAAUGUGAGCUGGAGUCAACAUCUAAGACCGGCAAACUGGGUGACUACAGGCCUCAGUGUGAUGAGCAGGGAAAGUACAAGCCCAUGCAGUGCUGGCACUCCACCGGCUACUGCUGGUGUGUGGAUGAGUCUGGCACAGUCAUCGAAGGCACCACCAUGCGGGGCCGUCCCGAUUGCCAGAGAGGUAAAGGAAAAAUGAUAAUCAGUCCUAUUUGAGUGCUUUAUUUUUCGGUUUUCAUUCUCGGCUCAAGUGGAUGUUCAUGUAAGUUUAUCUCUAACAUGUUAACUGUUCACUCCAGGCUUGGCUCCUCGUCGAGCAAUGUUCUCACCUAUGCUGAUGCAGAAGACCAUCGGCAUUGAUGGUGAGGACUUUUCAUAAGUUUGUUUUUCUUAUUUGGAUUCAUAGUUAAUUAUUCAUUAGUGGUUGUUAUAUGUAACUCAUAAUCACUUGUUGUGUUUUUGAAUUUUCAGAAGAGUGAAAGACCUGAAGAAAAGGUUUUGGUGUCCCUUUUCAUCGAGCAGUCUAUUCAAUCAUGAGCUCAAUUAUUCCAAGCUGACCAUUGUGCUGUAAUUGCUUAUCAAUGUUCUUUUUUAUUCUUUUAUUGAAAUCUCUUUAUUCUCAACCAUUUUUUUUUUUGGCUUUUAUAAAUAAAAUCAGUAGAGGCCUGUUACAGUUUAUUGCUUGAUGGAUUUUUGAUUUCAUGUAUUUUAACAGUCAGUAUGAGGUGUUGUGACUGAUCAAUAGAAAAUAUGUGUGACACACACCACACUGGGAAAGCUUUCAAGGGGACUUUUUUUUUGGGCACUUUGUAAUAUCAUAUUUUUGCUCGACCAAAAAAAAGCAGCUUAAUUAAAAAGUAAAGAGAAAAUAUGUUCUCAAAAUCUGUGUGAAUCAACUCUUUAAUAUAUCUGCAUUAGGAAAGACUUUAUUAUGAAAGUGUUUGUGUUGUGAAGGCUAAAUAAAGAUUUCCUAUCAGCUCUGUUGGCUUUGUUCUACAAACGUACGAAUAAGAGUUUUUGGCAGACAUAAAACAGUUGUGCUGGCAUUAAAUUUGCUUGAAGUAACAAUGUACUACUUCAAUAAAGUCAGUUUACACUGGGUCUGUGUGAUUCUGUUUAAUUUUUAAAAUGA